AUGGCUAUGCUCUCAAGUUCCACCCCUAAUGGCACACUUCCCCCAGCAAGGCCACAGCUCCUAAGCCUCCUGAAACAGUGCCACCAAGAACUUCCAAGAUACUCCAUGAUCUGUGCUGUGGGCCUAACUGUUAACUUGGCUAUCAUUUAUGUGAUCCUGAGGGCACCAAAGAUGAAAACAGUAACUAAUGUGUUUAUUCUGAACCUAGCUAUUGCUAAUAGGCUCUUUGUGUUGGUGCUCCCAGCCAACAUCACUGAGUACCUGCUACAGCACUGGCCCUUUGGAGAGCCAUUCUGCAAACUGGUGCUGACCAUUGACUACUACAACAUCUUCUCCAGCAUUUCCCUGGUUGUGAUGAGUGUGGACUGCUACUUAGGAGUACUGGCCACUGUGCAAUCUUGACAAUUGCCUAGGCACAUAGAGGGAGCAAAAGUUGCCAGCCUUUGUAUCUGGCUAGGGGUCACCGUCAUGGUUCUGCCCUUCUGAUCCUUUGCCCAUGUCUACAGCAAUGAGUUACAGGCACCCAGUUGUGGGCUAAGUUUUCUGAAGCCAGAGUGGGUCUGGUUUCAGGCCAGCCACACAUAUUCAUUGGUUCUUGGCUUUGUAAUGCCAUUGUGCAUCAUCUGCAUUUCAUAUAUGGCAUUGUGCAGACUUCAUACCAUGAAGCUCCACUCUGGCAUAAAGGUUCUAGGCAAGGCCAAGAGAACUGGCCUUGUCCUCACUGUGUUGGCCAUAUGCUUUCUUUGCUGGAUGCCCUUUCACCUGGCCUCUGUGGUGGCCCUGACUACAGGCAUGCCCCAUACAUCCCUAGUUAUUGGUAUCUCCUAUGCCAUCACCAGCCUCAGCUAUGUCAACUCAUGCCUCAAUCCUUUCUUGAACUCACUCCUGAAUGACAACUUCCACAAGAAUUUCUGUACCAUAAUCCUGUUUCAGGAGGUCUGA
This is a messenger RNA of Mastomys coucha (southern multimammate mouse), 942 nucleotides long. RefSeq names its product neuropeptides B and W receptor 2 (gene Npbwr2). Gene Ontology annotation, biological process: neuropeptide signaling pathway. Lineage: Eukaryota; Metazoa; Chordata; Mammalia; Rodentia; Muridae. Gene Ontology annotation, molecular function: neuropeptide receptor activity; neuropeptide binding. The record is from RefSeq and is a predicted model, not a curated record. Gene Ontology annotation, cellular component: membrane; neuron projection.